UCUCUGUGUUUCUCUCUUUUUCCCCUCCUCCGCCCUGGAUUGUCCGCUCAUUUUUAUCCACCACAAAUAACAAACUCCGGUGUAUUAAGAGUGACACAACGCUGGAGAAGAGCCUUUAAACUAUGGAGUUUAUUCAGAAGUUGAUGUCGGGUUUCAGACUUGACCUGGGACCUUUAAAAGAGCCGCUGGGAUUUAUUCGCCUUCUGGAGUGGCUCUUCACCAUUUUUGCCUUUGCCACCACUGGAGGAUACGAGGGCUCCCUGACCAUGACGCUCAACUGUCCAGAUAAAUCUGUAAAAGACGUUAUCGCAAAGUUCGCCUAUCCCUUCAGACUUCAGAGUCAGCCGUAUUCAAUCCCGAACUGCAACACGAGCAUCCCAUCUAACAGUACGUUCCUGCAAGGGGAUUACUCGUCCUCUGCCGAGUUCUACGUGUCUGUGGGCGUCUUUGCUUUCCUGUACUGCACCUUCACCCUCGUACUGUACCUGGGCUACCAGCACAUCUACAGAGAAACCACUCGAGGACCCAUCGUUGAUCUGGUCGUGACUGCGAUCUUCGCCUUCCUCUGGCUGGUCUCAUCCUCCGCUUGGGGAAAAGGACUGACCGACGUGAAAUACGCCACCGACCCCGAAAUGCUCCGCAACCACUGCACUCCACCGUGUGUGCCCACGCACGCGCCCUCCAUGGGACGCCUUAACUCUUCUGUGGUCUUCGGCUUCCUCAACCUUAUCCUGUGGGCGGGGAACUGCUGGUUCAUCUUUAAGGAGACUCCGUUCCACAAGCCGAGUCAGCCUUCCUCCGGCAUGGAGCAGGGAGGCAGCUCCUAAUCGGACCGUGCAGACUCCUCCUUCUCCCACUCCCGUCAAGCCAAUCAGAAAUUAGAGUUAAACCGUUGUGGGUUCACAAGGACUCGACCUAAAGUAAAGUUUGAUAAGAAUGGGUCUCGGUUCACGUCUGAUCCGAUCUGAUCCGGCCCGGCUGCCGUUUUCACCGCGCAGAAAACGUUCACUCACUCUGGCUGUUCGGCUUCGGGUUUAAAGCAGGAGAGCGUCCGUCUCUGGUUUUGUUGCCUGGAGCAGGUGUUGUUAUUUACGGCCCAUAAAUUGUUCAUUAUCCAUGUUAAUCGUUUGUCGUUCACUAAAGUUGAGUGCAAAAAAAUAUAUAUUAUUCAUCUACACAGAUAAAAAAAAAAAAAGAGAAAAACGUUAAUAUCUCCCUUUCUGAAUGUGAUCACGAAUACUAAUAUUCUCUCUAAUAAGUUUAGUGUUUUUGUCCUUUAACUUACAACAAUCUUUAACAUAGUUUAUUAUAGAGCAGCUCUUUUUCCUAAGGUGCCAAUAUUUACACACAGCAUUUACCUUUUACAUUUUUUUUGAUCAGGUGUUACAUCGAUUACAGGAGACACACACGAAAACAUUUUACACCUCUGGUAGGAGUGACUCUCAUGUCAUGUCAGUGUGAUUAGUGCCAUGUUCAACUUGAAGCCACCAUCAUACACUAGAUUUUUUAAAAAUGUUUUUUAAUAAUUAAUACAUUUUGAUUGCCUUUUGAAUCUGUUUAGAGACAGAUCUUUUUUUUUUUUUUUUUUUUCAAAAAAUCAGUUUGAAUUCUCAGAUUAAGUCGAGAACGUAAGAGAUUUCUGUUGAUUUGAGUGUUCUUGUCUAUACUACAGGACACAUCAUGUUCAAAAUGAAAGGGUAGGUGAGUGCAAACUUGUGCAUUAUAAGCACUUGUAGUUAGAAUAAGCCAUGUGUGUAGUUUAUAAACACACGCUUCUACGCCACUUUUGGAUUUCUUAUAUAAACCUAUUUCGCUUGUUUUUUUCCACAUUUGAUCAAUUUGCCUAUGAGUUUUUUUUUUUUCUUUAUACACACUGCAGGCUAUUUGAUUUAGAAACACGCACACGCCACUCGUUCACACGUGCGCUCCCUGUUGUGCCUUGAACUUCUGACAUCCCUCAUCUCUUGAUUUUAAACAACACUUUGACGUUUUUUUCUGUACAGAGACAACUCGAACUGACUUCCUUCUCCCCCCCCCCCCAUUCUUUUCAGCUGUAUGCGUGAUUUUUCUAAUUCUGUUGAAGAAGGAGGAACCAUUAAACGCUAAUUUCCUUUUGUAUUUGUUCCUGUUUAUUCAGAUCAGAAACUGACUUUUUUCCCUUUUUUCUGCACGUAAUCCGAAUCUUCUGCGCGGUCUCAGUGCCUUUUAUUUUGUUUUGUUUUUUUUGUACAAUUUCUAUGAAGUAAAGCUUGUAAAAAAAAAAGCUUU
Molecule: messenger RNA, 2268 nt
Organism: Clarias gariepinus (North African catfish)
Lineage: Eukaryota; Metazoa; Chordata; Actinopteri; Siluriformes; Clariidae
Gene: sypl2a
Product: synaptophysin-like 2a
Exons: 6
Coding region: 123-827 (234 amino acids)
Cellular component (GO): synaptic vesicle; synaptic vesicle membrane
Source: RefSeq, a predicted model, not a curated record